Molecule: messenger RNA, 1612 nt
Organism: Notolabrus celidotus (New Zealand spotty)
Lineage: Eukaryota; Metazoa; Chordata; Actinopteri; Labriformes; Labridae
Product: NIPA-like protein 2
Exons: 11
Coding region: 285-1376 (363 amino acids)
Biological process (GO): magnesium ion transport
Cellular component (GO): membrane
Molecular function (GO): magnesium ion transmembrane transporter activity
Source: RefSeq, a predicted model, not a curated record
CAAUCACACAAGCACCGAUGCGCAUGUAAACAUGGGCUGUGCAACACAAAACUAUACGCUACCCCGGAUGUGCCUUUAACUCCUUAAUUACCAGUUUUCCCAGCCAGCACAGACUCCUGAUCCGCCUUGCGCACUGGCGACACUGCCCCUCUGAAUAAGUAGAAUAAACUUGAGCGGCGAGGACGGUGGAUGCAUGGAAUGGGGUGAGGUGAAGAAGUGAAGGAAGACGAGAAGACAGGGAAGGCUGUGAUGUAGAGAGUGUUUUUUUCUCACUUAAGGGAAACAUGGAGACUAUAAGUCCUCCUAUCACGGCUCUUAAUGUGUCCCCUGCGUAUCGAGCUGAGAUUCUUGAGAAUCCACUCCAGACCUAUCUUCUGGGAAUCAUCAUCUCCAUAUGCGGGAAUGUCCUCAUCAGCAUUUCUCUCAACAUUCAGAAAUAUGCGCACGUCCGCCAGGCUCAGCGUUGCUCUAAGCCCUACUACACCUCCCUCAUGUGGUGGAGCGGCGUGGUUCUCAUGGGUAUCGGAGAGAUGGGGAACUUUGCUGCCUACGGCUUUGCCCCAGCAUCACUCAUAGCCCCGCUGGGCUGUGUGGCUGUGAUAGCCAGUGCCAUCAUAUCUGUGGUUUUCCUCAAGGAGACGGUGCGGCCAUCUGACAUUGUUGGUGGCACCCUGGCAAUAACAGGAACAUAUGUUCUGGUGACCUUUGCUCCUCACACCUCCACAAACAUCACAGCUCAACUGGUCCAGUACUACGCUAUGAGCUGGCACUUUUUGCUCUACAUGUUUGUAGAAAUUGUCCUCUUUUGCAUUCUGCUCUAUCUGUACAAGAGGAGGAAAGUGAAGCACAUUGUGAUUGUCAUGCUGCUGGUCGCCCUGCUGGCCUCUCUAACAGUGAUCUCAGUCAAAGCUGUGUCAGGGAUGAUCACUGAGACAGUGAAAGGCCAGCUGCAGCUCGUCUACCCCAUCUUUUAUGUCAUGCUUGUCAUCAUGGUUGCCUCCUGUGCCUUCCAGAUCAAAUUUCUCAACCAGGCAAUGAAAAUGUUCGAUGCCACAGAAGUAGUUCCUGUCAACUUUGUAUUUUUUACCGCAAGUGCCAUCGUCGCAGGAAUAAUAUUUUACCAGGAGUUUGAAGACUUGGCUUUACUUAACAUUUUUAUGUUUCUAUUUGGUUGUCUUCUGUCCUUCCUUGGAGUUUUCCUGAUAGCCAGAAACAGGCCAAAAAUAAAGCAGCAAGAUCGAAACUUUAUUGCGAUGGAUAAAAUCCCUGGGAGAAGGCACACGGACACUGUGCAGCCUGAGGCGAAGACUUCAACAUACGGAUCACUGGCAGCAAAACUCAUAUGCAACAGAUCCGACCAAACAGCUGAUUCAUAGGAGCAGAUCAGUCUGCUGGGACUGUACAUUUGUGGAUUAAGUCUUCUAAAGGUUCUUCUUUUAUGUCUUGAUGUAUUUUCAUGUUAAAAACUGGCAUCAAGUCAAGCUAGUGCCAGCAGAGCAGCAGCAUUGAUCACCAUAUUUGUGUUUGAUUUUCAUUAUCCUGGAACAAUUUCACUGUUUCUUGUUUAACUGUAUUUACAGCAGGGUUGACAAUAAAAUAUGAGAAAAACUGA